ACACUCGUGCAAAAGAAGAAAACAAUUCUACCGGAAUGGCGGGAAAGUUUUGAGGCCCACUUGUACCCCGGAAGGGUCAUCCAUGUGGCCCUCCAUAGGAAGGCGGACAUGGCCAUUGUGGGGCAAGCCGAUGUGCCCUUUACCCUCUUCUUGGAGAAGUACAAAGAGAAAUGUCAGGAUGGUGAUGCUGUCGUUACAGCCCAUUGGGUUUGUUAUAAGAGGGUUACAUGGUUCAAUUCCAGUUUAGAGUUUUUCCGCCAGAGUACACGUCCCUCUCGUCUGGUAUGUUCUACUCUCAAGCGAAGGGGCGCCAUUAAGCAGCUUAAAAUCCACGAAGUCAAAGGACACAAGUUCAUAGCCACGUUCUUCAAACAGCCAACAUUCUGUUCAUUCUGUCAAGAAUUUUUAUGGGGGUUAAACAAGCAAGGUUACAUGUGCCAAGCUUGCAACUGCGCGGUCCACAAGAAAUGCCACAACAGCAUUCUGGCCACAUGUACUGGUAGCGCCAAGACAAGUCGAGAAACGAAGAUCUUAACAGAGCGAUUUAAUUUGAACGUACCUCAUCAUUUUCAAGUUAACAGCUACAUGUCACCGACGUUUUGCGAACACUGCGGCAAACUCCUGUACGGCCUCUUUAGACAGGGCCUCAAAUGCUCCGAAUGCGGGGUCAACUGCCACCGGAAGUGCUAUAAGUUUAUGGCCAACCUUUGCGGCAUCAACCAGAAGAUCAUGGUGGAACUUUUGGGGGAAAUUAAGAGCGCCAAAACUCUGACGUCGCAAUCUGAUGUCGGUAAUGAUGAUGAUGAUGAUGAUGAUGAUGCAUCAUUGUCAGUGGCGUCAACCACCACCACAACCACAACGAGCGACAGCAGCAGCAGCAUCGUCGCCAACUCAAAACCAGAUGGAUCGAAGAAAUUUUUCUGGGACAGUUUUGUUUGGCUGAGUGUGCUAGGUAGAGGAAGCUUCGGAAAGGUCAUGCUAGCCCAGUUAAAGACCAAUGACAGCCAGUUGUACGCCGUGAAGGUGUUGAAGAAGGAGGUGAUACUGCAGGACGAUGACGUGGAGAGCACAAUGUCGGAGAGGAGGGUCCUGGAACUUUCCAACAACCACCCGUUCCUUGUUCACCUCUUCUUCACAUUCCAGAGCCCCAGCCACGUAUUUUUUGUAAUGGAGUUCGUGAAUGGAGGUGACCUGAUGUUCCACAUACAAAAGAGUAGCUACUUUGAUCACGAGAGAGCUUGCUUCUACACCGCUGAAAUCGUUUCGGCCCUGCAGUUCUUGCACUGCCAUGGAAUUGUUUAUAGGGAUUUAAAGCUAGACAACAUCAUGCUGGACAAGGAGGGUCACAUCAAGGUCACGGACUUCGGGAUGUGCAAGGAAGGGGUCACGGGGGGUCAGACCUGCACCACCUUCUGCGGCACUCCAGAUUAUAUCGCUCCGGAGAUAAUUAACGGGCUAAAGUAUACAAGGGCAGUGGAUUUUUGGUCACUCGGGGUUCUAGUUUACGAGAUGUUGAUUGGUCAGUCGCCCUUCCAGGGCGAUGAUGAGGAGGAUUUGUACUACAGCAUCUGCAACCGGAAGCCAUUCAUCCCUAGGCAUCUCAAACAGGAUGCAAGCUCUUUCAUCACGCAGUUGCUGGAACGAAAUUCGGAACUGAGACUAGGUAUGUCAAACUGCCCGCACGGACCCAUCAGGUGUCACCCGUUCUUCAUAAGUAUCAAUUGGGACAAGCUCGAGAAGAGAGAAUUGAAACCUACAUUCGUUCCUACUGUUAAAUCGGCCAAAGAUUUGGGCAAUUUCGAUAGAGACUUCACUACGGAAAACGUAAAACUGACGCUACCUGACUCUAAAGAUUUGAAAGACCUCAUCGACACCAUUGACCAAGAACUCUUCAAAGGCUUCAGUUUCGUAAGCCCUGCCAUGGGGGAAGUUCUUUGA
Molecule: messenger RNA, 1938 nt
Organism: Helobdella robusta
Lineage: Eukaryota; Metazoa; Annelida; Clitellata; Rhynchobdellida; Glossiphoniidae
Exons: 16
Biological process (GO): protein phosphorylation
Molecular function (GO): ATP binding; diacylglycerol-dependent serine/threonine kinase activity
Source: RefSeq, a predicted model, not a curated record